Molecule: messenger RNA, 3876 nt
Organism: Neoarthrinium moseri
Lineage: Eukaryota; Fungi; Ascomycota; Sordariomycetes; Amphisphaeriales; Apiosporaceae
Exons: 10
Coding region: 1-3876 (1291 amino acids)
Molecular function (GO): heme binding
Source: RefSeq, a predicted model, not a curated record
AUGGACACAAACUUCCCCAUAUUCCUAGGAGUCGCCUACAAAGGCUACAUCUAUAUCACUGAGACCCUCGGGCCUGUAUUACAAUACUACGACGACUAUAUCAGAGCACCACAUCGCAGCUCUCCGGUGAUCACUGUCGUGCCGAUGCCUAGACCCGACAAUAUGGCUUCCGACGCCUGGGCCGACCAGUACUGGCGGCCGGGCCUGCGGGCAGACCGACGCAGGUCCGAGAACGCGCGCCGCGUCUGGAUCGAGCGGCUGCAGGCGGACCUGAGGAGGCAGCGUGACCGCGAGGAGACCAGGCAGUACAUGGAGGAGAUGGUGCGGCAGGCUGUGGAAGAAGUUGGACAGCCGACGGACGAUGAAGCGGAAGAGGAAGGAGGCUUAGAUGGAGUUCAACAGGACGAAUUGCAGCCAGAACAGGGAGAUAGAGGCCGUAACGGUGGUUCACAGAGAGAAGCUACUAGAGAUGGUGGAUCACCUCGUGUUGGAGAUGGGCUGGUGCCAAGUCUCUUAGACGGGCUUCGUCAUUCCGGAUUGGCACCGUAUGUCCCCCUUCUCGACCCAAGGUUCUACUAUGACCUCGAUUACAUGCGACAACAAGGUCUCGGCUUGUUCCCGACGUACGAGCAGAUGGACAACUUGUUCCGUAGCGAGCGUAUGCAACAAGAUAAUCUGUCUGGUCUCAAGAUCAGGCAGGCUGGUGCGUUGAACCAAUUUGUGUACCCCCUAGAAGCGAUGGGAGGGCAUUCAACCCGAUGGGAUAUCACAAGAGGUCAUACAAUGCUUUUGAGUCACCUCAUCAGGAGAGAUCCAUCGAAUUGGCUCCCUUGCUUUGACCGGAGUCGGUGGUGGACGCCAGCAGAGGUUCAGACGGCGUACAGAAGAACAACAAACUGGACUGUGGACAACAACAAGAUAUGGGAGAACCUCGCGGUAUCGCUUGAGCUCGUGAACAGGAUCCUGAAAUUGUUAUUCAAAGAGCAGAAUGGAUGGCUCGAUGCAGUCAUGUGGGGAGAUCGCCUUGAGGCAACACUACCUGGUGUAGGAUCAGCUUCCCGAGACCCCAUACUAACGCCUUAUCCACCCGGGCAGUCGCCCAAACAUGACGAUGCUGUCGGGCUCAAGCAACGGCCAAAGGCCCAACGACCCUCGCCAGCGGAAUACGUGCGCAGGUUCAAUGAAUUGUCGGAAUCUCUCAUUCUUACUUUCAAAGACGAAUUCUCUGAGGACAACGAAGGCCAGCGGAUGGAAGCACUGACUUGCUCACAUGCAAUAUGGCAAUGCCGUUGGCCUCCCGUGGGAUCACCGCGCACAAGAGAACCAAUUCAUGCAUGCGUAAUAUACGACGAGACCAAAAGCUUACUCUGUGACGCCAAGUUUAUGGAAGGCGAGUUCGCAUCCGAGCUAGGCAUAUCCUUCGAAAACGAAAUCUUUGGCGGAAAGGUGAGCUUCACCGGUAAUUCGCGGAGGGCUGGGUUCUGGUACGCCCAAGGGCAGCUUGGCAUUGUCUUUACCCCGUGGCCGGAUCCGCAAGCGUCUUUCCGCUACAACGAGACAAUUCAGUCGAAUUCCCGAGUCACCGCUGGUGCGUCUGAAGAUUACAUGGUAAAUAAAGAACAACGAACAGCCUACCACGUCCCCGUCUACUGGGUUUCAACUCUUCUGAACGAGGAAAGCUGGAACUGGAUUGAUGAUUCGCUCGGGAGCCAGGCCCUCCGUAUCCCUAAAAUUCUAUUUGCAAACUCGACACAAGUGGUGAAUUAUUCAUUCAAUCGGCAGUUCUCUUUGCGUUUGCUUAAUGUCGCUGCUGAGGGAGACACUAUGACCCGGAGACUGGUGGAUAUUUGCAAGAGGCUCAGGGAAUGGGAGCGCCAAUCCAUCACUUCUAGUGGGUGGUAUCCGCAAGGGUACCUACGGUGGCAGGAAAGCCCUUGGAGCUGGCAAUACGCCCGACAAAGAAUCGAGGACUUUCGCAUUCAUCACAGCCAACGAAAUUUCGCGGGUGCUACAUAUUGCGCUCGCCGACUUUUGAUGAUUGCCGGCAACCUUGUGUGGAAUCCCCAGCUGGGACAUGAGUAUGAGACUUUUUGGAUAUUUGAAGCGAUUGCAAGGCUGAUGUUUGCAUCAAUGCCAUUUGCUACUUCCUACCCAAUGGGUCAACCUGCGUCAACGUGGAACAGGGUGCACUUCCCGAGUGACGCGGCUAAACGCAGAUAUCCACAGUGGACGAACGAGACUUUUACUUUUCCCUCCAUCAUUGUAGCGACCCCUAACCACAUACCCAAGAUAAAUGGAAAUACAGUACAGUCACCUUGUGACUGGGUUGAGUCGGCGAAAGAUACUAUCCAGCACUUUGACCAACAACAGAGCUACGCGGCGAUUCGCUGGGUCCGACAGGUCUGGGACGUUCUGUUGGAUCUAAGAGAGAUGCGAUGUAAUAGGAGGAUUUCGGAUACUGAGUGGGGGGAAUUCAGCUUCCGAGUGCCGGAUUACGAUCCCGUUCACUGGGCUACGGCCUCUGGCCCAUUGACAUGGUAUAGGCAAUCAGUUUCGAAAUACCAGGCCGAAAACCUGAGGGCUCUACAACUUGACGGAAGGGUCAACCUGACAGGCUACAUGAAAAGCCCGAAGAUCCAGAACGUUUCAUUCAGGAUGUCAUCAUCCAAGGCCGAAACUCGGUUUGAAGAUAGAAUACUGAAGCAAUUGCAGCAUAAAGACCUCGAAUUUGCCGAACUAGUUUCUUGUGGUAAGCAAGGGUAUCGGUUGUAUGAUAGUGGCAUUGCGCGUGAACUUCGCGCCUCGAUCAAAACCCGGAAGCCCCGAGGCAAGCUUCUUCAAUGGAUAAGGCCAGAGGAAGUGGCGGAAUUCAAUGGCGCCAACGAGAUGCCGACUUUUGUCUCAUUUGGAGGAGACGUCUUUGACAUCACGGACUUCCAAUAUGCUUCCAUGAAAGAGAAAGAGCUGCUUCACAUGAGGCCAGGUGGCGUGAUCACCUUCGGUCGAGACUAUGGCCAAGACGCGAUAGUCGAACUGCUGCUCCGUUUGAAACCUUACCGAUGUGGCCUUCUCAUGCCAAGGGAUCCUGCGCCCAGAAAAUAUCAGGAUCUAAAACUCCUAACGCCAAAUACGCUUCGCUUACACGACAAUCCAAGCGAUGGUAUAUAUACCGCUAUAGACGGUGUGGUAUAUGAUCUUAGCGGUUAUGUCGAUUUUCAUCCAGGUGGGCGAAACAUUUUGAAGGGAAUAUCAGGACGCGACGGAACAUCAGAGUUCUACAAGUGUCAUAACUCAGACCUUCUCUCAAGCCCCGAGUACGCAGGAUUGAAGGUUGGUCGCGUUAUCACUGAACGAAGCCCUGGCCAGAUUCAUGAGAAUGAGAUGGUCCUCCAUGGACUGGUGUUCAAUGUUCAAGAUCUCUCCAAUGAAGACCAAUUCUUGCAUAACGCAAUUUUGCCACUGUUCGGAUCGGACGCAACUGAAAAGUUGGUCAGCGAAGUUGCCUCAGACAGUCAGAUUUCCACUCGCCUAGCGCACUUCUACGAUCUACAGCGUGGGCGAGUGGUCGCCAAGAUCCAAGCACCCAGAGAGCUUGGAGAAGUGUCAACUGACGACUUGGCGAGGCACGCUGACCCUGCCACGUGGGAUGGUGCAUGGGUGGCAGUUGGGAAUCAAAUUUUUGACGUUACUUCUCUUCUGAGGCACAGGGGUUGGUUGCAGACCACCUCGGCGCUGACAGAGAAACACGCCGGGAAGGAGGUUACGUAUAAGCCACUGAUGGAAUGGCUUGUCAAGGAACAAAGCCACCGCAUUAUUGCGACGCUUCGGGCUUCGAAGGAGAGGGUACAUGAGGAUGUGCCUGACUAUCGUUUAUAA